Symbiodinium sp. CCMP2592 is the source of this 1032-nucleotide messenger RNA. NCBI's taxonomy places the organism in Eukaryota, Dinophyceae, Suessiales, Symbiodiniaceae. The record is from the annotation of a GenBank genome assembly.
AUGGAAAAACCGGACUCCCUGGAGACCUCGAAGCGCAUUGAGCGCGUGCUCUUCGACUUCGAGGCCGAGGUUUUUGUGCUCGCGUUCUCCUCCUCUGCUGCAGUGAAUACGCGAGCUCCACGCUGGCGGAUGUCAAUUUUAGUAUCUUUUGAGAGUCAGGUUGCCGCUGGAGAGGAAGUGCUGCUUGCGAAUGGCCAGUGCUACGCAGAGCUGAAGUUGCGCUGGGCAGCCGCGCAUGCUCGAGUCGCUGAGAAGACGCGGUUGCCAGCUCGGGAGCCGCCGCCGGCCAAUCCCGAUGAUCUGGAGCUGCUGCGUCGCCGUGUUACGGAGCUCGAGUCGGCCCUCCAGGCCGCCAUCCUCCGGCUCGUGGAGCAAGGGGCCAAAGUGAAAGCCCAGGCGUCGAUUGAACUCGGGCAUCUUCCGGUACCAGCCCCGGCGAAGCCUGCAGCUGCAGCCGCUGCGAAAGGAGAGGAGAGGAGGCACGAAGCAACGAUGAGAUAUCUCAUGGAGAAGCUGGAGGAGACGUUGACGGAUCGCAGACGCUACUUCGAUCGUUACACCACUCUCCGGGAGCUGGUCCUGAGCCGCUCCUCUUUGCCCCAUGUGGCAGAGUCUGCAGCGCGCGCUUCCGGCGAGGCCCUCAGCGAGAUGGAGAGCAAAUGGAUCCUGAGCGAUCAGGCGCUGCUGGAGGCGCGGUUGCUCCGAGCCCGGGGCCGGCACCGGAGUCUUUUCGAGUCCGUGCGGCGCAAGGAGUACCAGGUCGACGAGGCGCUGCGCUCUGCCGAGGCUCGGCGGCCGACAGAUGCCGCGCGCGAGGAGCUCUUCCAACGACUGGGCGUGCUUCCUGCUCCAGCUGUGUGGCGCUGGGCUGGAAAAGAGAUCCUGCAUGCAUGGGGUUCCGGGGAUUGUCACCGGCUGUUUCUCAAUGGGUCACAAGCUGUUGGACCGCACGGCGCGGAUAAUUCGCCGCUAGUUACCGCUAGUUAUUCCAUGUUUGAGAUGCUGGAGUUUUGGGGCGGAGCGUGUUCGUAG